AAGAAAAGCGCGAGUUGUGAGCAAGGCGGUGAGACGGAUUGUAAUUUUGUUUUGUACGGUUACUUCACGAGCACUCAAAGUCAGUGGUAAAAAUACCUGCUUAAAGUAAUAGAAGUGUUACAGAUAGUUAAAUCAAAACUCUUAUCUCCUACUAAACUCAGCUUGCCUUCCUUCGACUGUCGAUUUCUCACACACCCCGCACUUCGGCUUCGCUAGCUCUGAGCUAGCCUAAUUGGUGGUGUGGUCUGAGUGGAUGAAGGAAGAAUGCAGACAAUAAAGUGCGUUGUUGUUGGGGAUGGAGCAGUGGGCAAAACGUGCCUGCUCAUCUCUUACACAACCAAUGCCUUCCCUGAGGAAUACAUCCCUACUGUGUUCGACAACUACAGCGCACAGAUGAGUGUGGAUGGGCGUACAGUCAGCCUGAAUCUGUGGGACACAGCAGGCCAGGAGGAGUAUGAUCGGCUGCGUACGCUGUCCUAUCCGCAGACCAACGUCUUUGUCAUCUGCUUCUCCAUUGGCAGUCCGUCUUCACAUGCCAAUGUCCGGCACAAGUGGCACCCGGAAGUGUCACACCACUGCCCCAAUGUGCCCAUCCUGCUGGUGGGCACCAAGCGGGACCUGCGCGCCGAUGCCGAGACGGUGAAGAAGCUGAAGGAGCAAGGUCUUGCACCUACCACACUGCAGCAGGGCAGUGCAUUGGCCAAGCAGAUUGGCGCUGUCAAGUACAUGGAGUGCUCAGCACUCCUGCAGGAAGGAGUACGGGAGGUAUUUGCGGAGGCUGUACGAGCUGUUCUCUACCCUGUCACCAAGAAGAAUACAAAGAAGUGCAUCCUCCUAUAGUUAGCCCGGUUCGAAGGACUUGGAGGACAUGGACAAGGAGAUGCUUUGCGUUUUCCUCACUGAAGGCUUCUCUAGCUUCAAGCCUAGCACAAGAUUUGUAGUUCUGGUGCUGUUAAUUCUUUAACUUAUGCCCAGAGAGUUAUUUGGAAUGUCUUUGUUGUUACUUGUUCCCUUAACAAACACCAAAGCAAUGAUGCCAUGAGAAUGAGCUGUGAUCUUUGACCCACCAUUAUCUUCUGUUGUGUCCAGAAAUUGCACAUAUUUUUAAGAAAUGCCACAUUUAUGAUUACUUGGCUCUUCCAGUUAUGUCUUUGUCUGCCUUUUCCAACACUGAGUGUGUAAAUGAGCUUGAUUACUUUCAGUGGACAGGAAAUAGGUUGAAAAUUAAGUGUUAAAGGGUUCAGUGUCUAUAAAGAAAGUGAAAGAUUAAAUAAAAUGGUUACAUGACAUCACCAAACAGGGAUAAGCUGUAUAAAGUGCACUUAAUUCAAGACCUAACAUCAGGUGUACCAGCUGGGGUGAAAUGAAGAUUGUGGAGUCAGUGAGUAAUCACAGCCAUUUACACAUCAUCUAUGUUGACCAGGAGGCCUAGUGGGGGUAGAGCUUUUUAGCUUUAUGUACAGUAUGUUGCCACGAAGCACUAACUGAACAACAGAACACCUGCAAUCCCCUCUGUUCCCCAGACUUUUAUGAUCCAUAGUCAGUGCUGAAGCCAGUAAUGUACCAUCCUCCUGUUUGAAAAGAGUGGUCAGAAAGCUAAAUGGACCAAAGAUCACCUCAGUAAUGAACUUCAAACAUGCAUGUGACCUUAUGCCUUCAGCUGCAGGGUAGUUUAAAAUUCCUUUGUGGAAAAUGUGUUUAUCUGCCUUAUUAUGAUCUUGAUGUUCUUCAGUCAGUUAAGUCUUUGCAAUACAAGUCUGAUUU
This is a messenger RNA of Scleropages formosus (Asian bonytongue), 1764 nucleotides long. Its product is annotated as rho-related GTP-binding protein RhoG-like. Gene Ontology annotation, biological process: small GTPase-mediated signal transduction. NCBI's taxonomy places the organism in Eukaryota, Metazoa, Chordata, Actinopteri, Osteoglossiformes, Osteoglossidae. Gene Ontology annotation, molecular function: GTP binding; GTPase activity. The transcript has 2 exons. The record is from RefSeq and is a predicted model, not a curated record. Bases 265 to 840 code for a protein of 191 amino acids.